UCAACCAAUCGUGGCAAGUCACUUAUCACAAUGCAGCCAAAGUAAACGUGUUUGAAACUUAAAACAAAUUUAUUAAGAUUUAAACUUAGUAUUGGAAUGUAAAAAAGGCAUUAAAAUUUAACGUGAUGUGAUCAUUCUGUGUAAUUUAAAAUAAUAAUAUUUAGUGAUUUCGAAGUGGAAUUUAGGAAAUACUUGAACUUCUCUGGAUAUAACAUCAAACCAUAGGUGAAAGAUAAAUUUUCUUUCACGGUUUGCGUACACUUAAAGGAAGACGUGAAAAACACUUAAAGUGACACUCAGCACGUGCUAUUCUCUUCCAUUUUUCACUCGAAUUUUGAGAAGACACGUGACAAAUAGGAAUGUCAAACAGUAAUUAAAGGCAAUGAUGAGUAAUUAAAGUGAUAAGUGAGAGUUAAUUGAUGUCAUUAAUGACAGUGACCAAACAUAAUCAUUGGAGGGCAAUAAAAACAAAUAUUGCUUAAAUAAAUUUCAGUUUGGAAUAAUACUCUUAAAUAGUUACUUUAUAAAUACGGAAUAUUGUGAUGUAAGGACAUACAUUCAAAACAACAAUUGUGGAAGUUACUGAUAUAUAUUAACAUUGAAAAUUGUUGAAUUUUAACCUAUGUAAAGUUAUUGAUUCAUUGCAAUUAUGAUCGAAGUUGACAGUGUUAGACGGAAUUAUAACAUAGGGCCCUAUGACCCGGGUUUUGCUGCCUCCCAGUACCCUCUUGGUGGAACCAUUGGAACCCCUCACUACGAUAAUCACAGAGUCCUAGUCCACUGGAACCAGCCGCCGGCAAUACCUCAUGGAACCAGCCCGACGACAACAGCAGCUAAAUCCGACGGAGAAGAUGACGACGACGAUGACGAGGACCGUCCGUUCACACCUCCGCCUCCUAGAGAGCGACUGAGCUAUACCCGGUACCAGCUGGAACUACUGAACGGCAUAUACGAGGAGGUUCGAUACCCUAACUCGACACAGAAACAACUGAUAGCUAAACGUGUUGGUAUAACCAGGGAACAAGUAAAGAUAUGGUUCCAAAAUAGACGACGAAAAGAUGUCAUCGGAAACACAGGAAAACCAAAAAGUGAAAAAGCCUGUGAUACUAGCACUAGCAGCACGUGCAGUACCGGAAGUAGUAAUAAUUCUGACUCGCAGCAAAAUAGUCCAGUGGCAUUAGACGGCAAUGAAAGUAGUUCUUCGGAAGAAAAUAGUGCUAGUAGUUCCGUGAAAGAUGAUGGUGAACAAGUUGUACCAAAUGUUGUUAUGAAAAGUGUUAUAGGUGAAUUGAUUAAAUUCACAAAUGAUCCGCUAAAAGGAAAGAAAAAUAGAAAGAAGAAAACAAACAAACAGAAAGAAAAAGCAGCAAUUAAGAAAGGACUUGCAACAACUCUACUCACAGGAAGUUAUGAUAUGAUCAAUCCGCCCAAUCAAGUAACACCAACAGCAUUUUUUGAAAAAAUUAAAAGUGGAUUUAAUCACUCAAAGAACAGAUCAGCCUUUGCCUCACCUCGUGAUUUUACAAAACCGACCCAGAUUAGUCGGAUUUCGAGUAGUUCCGAUGGAACAGCAGUUAGCUCUGCAACUAGUCAUGGUAAUAUUCCGGCACCUUUGAAAAAUAGUCAAAAUGCGUUCCCAUUUCCUGGUCCAGGGGGAAAUUUUCUCAGUGCUGGAUUCAGUGGCGGUUACCAUCAUACUUCUGGAUGUGAAAUCCCUGUGUUAUCAGAACUUUUGACAAAUAAACCCGGUAUUAAGUCACAGCGAAAGGAUGCACUACUUCCUUCAAACUCUUCAGCGACAACUAUAACAACCGAUGUGCCUUCACCGCUGCAGCGCGGGAGCACUGAUACUCGUCUUCCAACUCACACAGGAAUGGCCCCUUUUACUCCGGGUAGACCAUUAAAUGGCAUUUAUCCCUAUCCAUUUCUAGCAGAACAGCCGAGGUUGUUAUCAUCACUAAGGCAACAGGAGCAUAUUUUCCGUCCUUCAGCGCAGUAUCCGGUUUCUCAUUUCAGUGAUGACCCUUACCAGCCAUUGUUUAUUUCAUCAUUGGGUAACCCUUACUUUUCACCGCCACCACCACCACCACCAGUGUCAUGGCAAGGCUCGAGUGCAGCACGAUCGAUUCCAACCUCAGCAUACACACAAUUAUAGUUGAUACUGAAAAUGGCAGGGUGUUUAAGCACCGUUAAAGUGAGCUAGUGUAAUGUCACAGGUGCGCUUCAGUAACGAGAUCUAAGACUGUUGUGUUCAUUCUUAUUUCAAAGUUGGUACAGGAAUAAGUACACAUUUACUGCAUGAAAAAUUCUGUACUGUUUUCAUCUUGUUUUAUUUCAUAUUUAUAUUCUUAAUGAAUUGUAUAGAAGUUACUGCUCUGAAAAGGAAAUUGUCAGGGUCCACCAUGCAAUGUGUACAGUGAUUGAUGUAUUUAAUGUACAUGUACAUA
Messenger RNA from Mercenaria mercenaria, 2447 nucleotides. Its product is annotated as homeotic protein proboscipedia-like. The record is from RefSeq and is a predicted model, not a curated record. The coding region runs from base 650 to 2155 and encodes 501 amino acids. The transcript is spliced from 4 exons. Gene Ontology annotation, biological process: regulation of transcription by RNA polymerase II. Lineage: Eukaryota; Metazoa; Mollusca; Bivalvia; Venerida; Veneridae. Gene Ontology annotation, molecular function: RNA polymerase II cis-regulatory region sequence-specific DNA binding; DNA-binding transcription factor activity, RNA polymerase II-specific.